AUCUACAUUUAUUCUCUAUUCAAGUUCAUGUAUAUUCAAUUCAGAUGUGGUUAAAGAAAACAAACAGUUUUGUGUAUAAUAUUUAUAAGCGCGGUUAUUAGCUGCAUAAGAGUGCUGGUUAAAAGAAAUACCGCUGAAAAGUGAAAUUUACGUUAAAAUGUUCAAUUAUUUGAUUUGGAUCACUAUUUUGCUGGCAGUAGCAAGAGUUGAACUGAAGUCUCUGUUUGAUUACAACAUCAAUAAUCCCGAGUAUGAUGAAACGCAAUCUAAUGCCAAAAACGAUUUUAAAUUUGAUGCUCUAAACGGGCAUUCAAACAAACAAUUAAGCAAACGGAGUCCACCACCACAUGCCAAGGCCUACGGUCGGCGAGCUCACAACGGUCACGGCCCAGGUCAUGGCCGCGGUCCACCUCAUGAAACAAUUUAUUACUAUGAACCACAUUACUAUGAAGUACAUUAUCAUGUUCAAGAUAAAAGCCUUCUAGUACCCUUAUUACUAUUGGGCGUAUUACUGGCAGCAGCUGCUGGCGAGCAAAACGCUCGUAUUGUUUGCUAUUUUAGCAAUUGGGCUGUCUUUCGUCCCGGUGUAGGGAGUUAUGGCAUCGAAGAUAUACCAGCCAAUCUCUGCACUCAUAUCGUAUAUUCCUUUAUAGGUGUUGAUGAUAAAUCUUGGCAAGUGUUGAUCAUUGAUCCAGAGUUGGAUGUAAAGCAAAAUGGUUUCCGCAAUUUCACGCAAUUGCGUAAAAAACAUCCUCAACUGAAGUUGCAAAUUGCUGUAGGAGGUUGGGCCGAAGGUGGUAAAAAAUAUUCACAAUUGGUAGCUGAGCGUACGCGGCGCCUAACUUUUAUACGAAGCGUAGUUGAUUUUAUGAAGAAAUAUGAAUUCGAUGGUUUCGAUUUGGAUUGGGAGUAUCCGGGAGCUACCGAUCGUGGCGGUACCUACGCGGAUAAAGAUCGUUUUUUAUAUUUCGUUCAAGAAUUGAGAAGAGCCUUCGAUCGUGAGGGGGCAGGUUGGGAGAUAACGAUGGCAGUACCGGUAGCUAAGUUCCGUUUGCAAGAAGGCUACCACGUACCGGAGUUAUGCGAAUUAUUGGAUGCCGUGCAUGCGAUGACUUACGAUUUGCGCGGUAAUUGGGCUGGUUUUGCCGAUGUUCAUAGUCCCCUUUAUAGACGUAAACACGACCAAUAUGCUUAUGAAAAACUUAAUGUCCAUGACGGUUUGUUAUUAUGGGAGGAGAUGGGUUGUCCUGCGAAUAAACUUGUGGUCGGUGUACCUUUCUAUGGGCGGACUUAUACUUUAAGCCCCUCUAAUAAAAACUACAAUAUGGGUACUUACAUUAACAAGGAAGCCGGUGGAGGUUCUCCUGGGCCUUAUACCAACGCCAGCGGCUUUUUAGCUUACUAUGAGAUUUGCACUGAAGUUCAAGACGAAUCGAAUGGUUGGAUCGUUAAGUGGGAUGAUGCGGGCAUGGUACCGUACACCUAUCGUGAGACGCAAUGGGUGGGUUAUGAAAACGAGGCGUCCGUGAAAAUUAAAAUGGAUUUUAUAAAGAAACAAGGAUAUGCCGGUGCAAUGACUUGGGCUAUUGAUAUGGAUGAUUUUCGUGGUUUAUGUGGCCAUGAGAAUGCUUUGAUGCAGAUUUUGUAUGACAAUAUGAAAAAUUAUCGCGUGCCUGAACCUACACGCGAGACAACACCCAGGCCAGAAUGGUCGAAACCGCCGUCAACGCCACCCAACCCCGACGAGGGCAGUUUGAUUACAUUGCAAACUACUACUACUACAUCAACUAUAAAGCCAAUAACAACAAUAAGACCAAAACGCCCAGCAGCUACAACAAAAGCAACAAAGAAGCCAUUUAAAACUACCAAGAAGCCUUCGCCUACCGUUUGUAGUGAAUCCGCACAAAGCGUUCAAAAAGAGCCAUCAAUACAAAAACCUGCAAUUACUGAGCCAGAAGGAGUGGUGAUAACAAGCGGCGAUUAUGAGACCAAUAAAAUUGAUUGCGUUCAUAAAGAUUUCGUUGCACAUCCUGACUGUACAAAGUAUUAUCGGUGUGUUCAUGGUAAGCCUGUCGAGUUUCAAUGUAAGGAAGGUACGGCCUUUCAUACGGUGACAAACGUUUGCGAUUGGAUUGAAAAUAGUGAUCGUUACUAUUGUACGCGAUUAAAAGAAAAGCAGACGAGUAGUAAUGCACUAAAGCGAUCAAUUAAGUAAUAAAUACGUUAGAAU
Messenger RNA from Glossina fuscipes, 2230 nucleotides. Its product is annotated as endochitinase. Lineage: Eukaryota; Metazoa; Arthropoda; Insecta; Diptera; Glossinidae. The transcript is spliced from 9 exons. Gene Ontology annotation, biological process: carbohydrate metabolic process; chitin catabolic process. The coding region runs from base 158 to 2215 and encodes 685 amino acids. Gene Ontology annotation, cellular component: extracellular region. Gene Ontology annotation, molecular function: chitin binding; chitinase activity. The record is from RefSeq and is a predicted model, not a curated record.